This is a messenger RNA of Olea europaea var. sylvestris, 1659 nucleotides long. Its product is annotated as growth-regulating factor 7-like. The record is from RefSeq and is a predicted model, not a curated record. Gene Ontology annotation, cellular component: nucleus. The transcript has 4 exons. Gene Ontology annotation, molecular function: ATP binding. Lineage: Eukaryota; Viridiplantae; Streptophyta; Magnoliopsida; Lamiales; Oleaceae. Bases 254 to 1465 code for a protein of 403 amino acids. Gene Ontology annotation, biological process: developmental process; DNA-templated transcription; regulation of DNA-templated transcription.
GAUAAGAUUUUCUUUUCUACUGUUGUGUCUAUUGGUCCGAAUGUUGGAAGCAUGGAGGCAAAAAGCAAAGGAUGAGAAUGGCGGCACAAUUAAAACAACCUUACCCUUCUUCGUUAAAACCCAUAAAUUUCUCUCAUUUCCGUAAACAAAGAAAAAAUACCCGAGAAUUAUACUUUUAGGGCCUUCGAAUUCCAUUAACAACUUUUUUGGAGUGGUUUUCUAGUUCUGCAAAAAAAUUGGUCUUAAAAGGGUUAUGGAAAACAGUGUUAACGGUGGUUGGCCCAGUUGGAAGCACGGCGGAGACGGCGGUUCAGUGGUUGCAAGAAAAUUGCAGACCUAUAACAUCUUUUCUCCUUGUGAGACCAAUAGCAGCGUCACAGCCACCGCCUUCAAAUCCGCAGGUGGGAAUGAAUUGGCUGCAAAUAUGGGGAAUCCUUUCACAUCUGCUCAAAGGAAGGAGCUUGAAAGGCAAGCAAUGAUUUAUAACUAUUUGAUGGCCUCUAUUCCUGUGCCUGCUGAUCUUCUCUUUCCUGCACCACCUAGCCCUUCAAUUUCCUCGACUGGUCAUCUAGAAAGGUGCAAGCGAACGGAUGGCAAGAAAUGGAGGUGCUCAAGAGAUGUGGUGCCCAAUCACAAGUACUGUGAACGCCACCUGCAGAAAAGCCGUCCCCGUUCAAGAAAGCCUGUGGAAGUCAAAAACCAGAAGAAAAACCCUCUUUUGUUUAAUCCUAAAACUGAUCCAAGUAUUUCUACAUCCUCUAGUAAGAAAUAUGAAAGGGGUUUGGGGUCGAUCGAAGGUGGAAUGGAUGCAGGGCAAAAAUGGCAGCAUUUGGUGGACGCCAGCAUUGGAUUCGGGGAUGAGGGUUCGAUUUAUAGUUCUAUUGCCUCUGUUUUUCAUCGAGAUUAUGUACAACAGCAGCCAUUGAAUAUGUUCCAAGCCUCGGAAGAUGUUUUCAAGUGUAUUAGAGGCGGUGAAUCUAACAUUGGAGCAUUCUAUAAUCCUGAUUUGGUGUUUUUGGACAAACAGCCACGGGGACUCAUUGAUGAAAAUGGAUAUUUUGAAUCCUCUGUUUCAUCUGAGCAUGGGAACCUCUCCACAUGUUCACUCGAUCUAUCAAUGGUUAUGGGUGCUGGAAACGUCUUGGAUGAAGAAAUGAGAGAGAAUCAAGAGGAGUUUGGUGUUGAGGAUUCAAGAUUGUUAAGACCUGUUUCUUGGAUGUCUUUUGCACAAGGUGGACCGCUUGCUGAGGCUUUACGACCUGGAUCUGUUGCUGGAGGCGGAGGCUCAAUUCCGGGUUCUCCAUAUGAUUCAAUAAGCACCACAGCAACUACUGUCUCAUCGCCAUCUGGUGUUCUUCAUUGGACAUUGCUCUCACACUCUGAUAGCAGUGUUUGCAAUAGCCCGACUACCCUUGCAGCAGCUACUGCACCAUCUCAGAAACCAGCAAAAUUCCUUGAAAAUUGACUCUCCUUGAUUUUGGGCAUUUUGAUCUUUUCGACACUCUAUUGCCUUCUUUACUUGGUAUGAGAAUUCAAAUGCUCUCAAUGGAUUUAGAUAUCAAAUGAUGAAUUCCUUUUGCAAACUUAAAUGAAUGCAUGGUGUAGAGGAGUUAUUGAGUGUUCUAAAUUUUAAUCAAAUUUUAGUGUUACUCGGGAUGA